CCAGUUCUACCCCGGUAGCGACUCUUCUGCGCUCAACGCUUCUGCGCGCGUUUUUUGGGUAUCAUGUUGGAACUUCUCGCAUACCUUCAGGACUCGGAGCUCGUUGCCCGGUUCCAGAGAUGCUGUGGGCUGUACCUGAUCCGAGAAGGAGCCGAAUCACAUCACAACAUGAGCCGGAACCAAACGUGCAGAACAGGAACUGCGCAUAAAGACGAAGCAUGUGGACAACCGCGCCAAAGAUUUGACAACAACUCCAAUGCGGAAUAUAAAGAGAAUGGACACUGCGUUAAAAAUGGGAGAAGACCUGAGUACGAGGUGAGGACUCCUCUGCUGCACCUGCUCUUCCUCUUCUCCUCGGGUCUGGGACAUGAGGUCUUCUACAUCAGCUGUCUGCCCUGGCUCCACUGGAACCUCGACCCAUUCCUAUGCAGACGCCUGGUCAACAUGUGGACAGUGGUGAUGUAUGUGGGGCAAGUGCUGAAGGACCUGCUGAAGUUGCCCCGCCCCCUCUCACCCCCUGUGGUCAAACUGGAGAAACGAGUCGUAGCUGAAUAUGGACUUCCUUCCACCCACGCCAUGGCCGCCACUGCGAUCUCAUUCACAUUCCUAUACAGCGCCCCCUCCAGGAUACAGUUCCCGUUCGAGGUGGGCUUGAUCAUCGCGGUGACGCUCUCUUCUCUCGUCUGUCUCAGCCGCAUCUACACCGGCAUGCACUCUGUACUGGAUGUCAUCUGCGGACUCUUCAUCUCCUCUUGUAUUUUGUUCGUCACCUAUCCGUUCUGGGACACUUUCGACCACUACCAGCUCACCAGCCCCUUCUCCCCUGUGUUUGGUAUAAGCCUCCCCCUCCUCCUCAGCUACACCUACCCCAAACUGGACCACUAUAGUACUACCCGCGGGGACACUACCACUAUCUUGGGCGUCUGUGCGGGUUGCUCUGUUGGUUACUGGUUUAAUGUACAACUUGGAGAGACAUUUGAACCGAAAGAAGCAUUACCAGUGCCUCUACCUGAAAUUACCACAACCUCCUUCACCUAUGGAACUGUACGAUUUGUAUUAGGUGUGCUAGCAUUGGUAGGGACAAGGCAGUUGGUUAAAAUGUUUAGUUUACAUGUUCUAUAUUGGAUCUACAAAGUGCCAAAAUCAGACCUAAAUGCGAGAAAAAGGAAAGAAAUUGAGGUGCCAUAUAAGUUUGUGACAUAUACCUCAGUGGGAUUGGUGAAUUCUAUACUGGUCAAUAGAGCUUUUGUUUACAUGGGACUACUAUGACCAUAAUACCAGGCUCUUAAAGAGAAUUGAUACUUUGCAGUGACAUUGCACUGGGGGUGUUCUACAUGUACGAGUAUGGCGGAAUGUUCAGUGGUUACCAUGAUGCACAGUGCACAUAUUAGCAAACACUGCCAAAAGCGUUUUAAGAUCAUUUGAGAACUCAUAAAGAAAAACUGAACUGUUGUGACUGAAAUGCUACUUGAGAAGGACUUGUUCAACAGCACAAAUCAGCUCAGGUGCUGUAGUUUCAACCAAGUCAGUUUGUGUAACAAACAAAGUUCAGAUUAAGUCUAACUUGAGUAACAGCCUCUAACAGAGUAGUGCUUUUGGUUAGCAUCACACCCACAGGGAAUUCUGAUGACAGCAGCUGCAAAGUACCAAUAAUGAAGUACCUUAUGUUUUAUUUAUUUCAGUGUAUUUUUAUGUAAUCUGUUUUUUCACUAUACAGUAUUCAUUAAAGAGUUAUCUGUUUUUGUUACUUACUUAGUUACAUAACUAUUGAUCUAUUAGACAAAUAUUAAAAUAUGAAAGUCAAAAUUACAGGGUUGUGCAAUGCAAACAAUUGUAGUUGUGAUUGUGUCCAGUCAUUUCUAAUGGUCAGCGAUCAGUGUGGGGUUUUUAAAUGGAGAGGUCUACAGCCGUCAGUAAAGGCGGAAGUUCAGACUUUAAAAGGAACAUGUGACUAUUUGUGCUAUGAUUAAAAGUCUGCAUUGUUUUUGUUCAGGAAAUGAAUAUUGAAAGAAAAUUAUUAUUAAAUUAACACAUUUUAUUGAUCAAUUGAUUGAUCAAUUUCAGGGAAUCUUGUAUUACUGUUUGGCCAUA
Boleophthalmus pectinirostris (great blue-spotted mudskipper) is the source of this 2091-nucleotide messenger RNA. It is a transcript of the gene sgpp2, whose product is annotated as sphingosine-1-phosphate phosphatase 2. The record is from RefSeq and is a predicted model, not a curated record. The coding region runs from base 64 to 1269 and encodes 401 amino acids. Gene Ontology annotation, biological process: phospholipid dephosphorylation; sphingosine metabolic process. The transcript is spliced from 5 exons. Gene Ontology annotation, molecular function: sphingosine-1-phosphate phosphatase activity. Gene Ontology annotation, cellular component: endoplasmic reticulum membrane. NCBI's taxonomy places the organism in Eukaryota, Metazoa, Chordata, Actinopteri, Gobiiformes, Gobiidae.